Molecule: messenger RNA, 7793 nt
Organism: Acanthaster planci (crown-of-thorns starfish)
Lineage: Eukaryota; Metazoa; Echinodermata; Asteroidea; Valvatida; Acanthasteridae
Biological process (GO): protein phosphorylation; cellular response to tumor necrosis factor
Cellular component (GO): cytosol
Molecular function (GO): NF-kappaB binding; ATP binding; protein kinase activity
Source: RefSeq, a predicted model, not a curated record
GAAAUAUCCCAAACCCAAAAACCGUGAUUCGGGCAAACAAUUGUGAAAUUAUGCUACGGUUUCUGAGUACCAAUGCGUUUCUUUGAAAUAAAAGUAAAUGAAGUAUUUCUAAAUCCUCAAUUUGACACAGUAUUGUAGUAUAGCAUGUGAAUGUACAUUCGUGCACCAAACUGAAAGUUUACCCAAUCACCGGCUGACUUCCAUGCAUGUCAGCAAAUCAGAAAACCACAGCAAUCAGAAAUGUCUAUCAAAAGUCUAUCAAGAGUCGUGAGUUUCCUCAAAUACUCAAGUUAUUAUUCUGACCUAUAAACUCCUCCAUGUAGUGUUUCAAAAUUAAAAUUCCUGAGUCAGUGAAAGGAUGUUUUUUAAUUGCUACUUUUUUUGAGAACUUUAAUAAUUUGUUUAAAAUAGUAGUGCAACUAGAAAAGUCUGUGCAUGUAGGCAAAUGCUGUGUUAACUUUGCAGGUACCGGUACCUACAUGUAGUGUGGACCAAAAGAGAUUCACUGUCCACUCAAGGUUACCCUCUUCCUGAAUAACAAGCUUAGAGGCAUUUUGGGGUGUUAUCUUCCGCAAAAGGAAAAGGAAAAAUGAGGGAAACCAUCAAAAAACUAGUUUAAAAGAGUGUUCAAAGUACCAGAAAUGUGUAUUUUCACAGCAUAUGAAGCAAGAUAUGAGACAGAGAGAGCCGCCGCUACUUUGUGUUGGUCAUUGUUUCACUGGAAUCCAAGGAACUCUGUUAGUGUUACGACAUCUAGGGGGAUGUGUUAGGUAACAAUAGUCUAGAAUGUGUACAGGGAUUGGACAUGUUCAGGGGUACCCCUCGGUCUCAUUUCUUGCUAGAUAUAUUUCAUAGAAUUUUCUUGACUACAUGUAAACCAAUUAUAAAAUUUACAAUACCUAUAGUAGAUAUGUAGGUGACAUUUAUCCAGGUUUAUUCUGUGUCAAAUUUGUAACCCAGCUGUGCCUGGCAUUUGAUUGUAUUUCACUGAUGAAGUUAUCAAAAUGCCCUGUUAUGAAAUUCUGAAGUUACAUGUACAUUACCCAAUGAUGUCAUGUGACUCUGCAGAGUUACCAGUGUUUUGUAAUAAUUUCUUGUGGAAGGUUAUAGCAGUUUGAACAAUUCUGUACAGGAAGUGCAUUUCCCCUUUUCGCCUUAACAAAAGUGCUCCUUGUUAUAAGUGCACUGUAAGUUAGGAAAUAAAACUAGUACGUGUACAACUGGUCCUCAUUUAGGAAUGCGCAUAUUUUACUUCCUUGUUUGCCGACUGCUAUAAAAAGGUGGGAGGAAUUAGCUGUUGUUCAGCAUUUGCUGCUCGUACCCGGCAGGAGAGCAUGCAUUAUCAUUACACUGUUAACUUUGUCCAGUGACUUCUGCAGUGCAGGUGUGCCAGCUGAACAUACAGGUGCUUCUGUUAGACACUUGGCAGGUGCAAUAAGUUGGAGGGAGCAAAUUUACAUGACAGGUAUAGGGACAGCUAGGUGCAGGAUGAACUUAGUCAGUGCAUGGUCAGUGCAAGGGGAUGCAGUAAACUUUGAAGUCAGGUUUCAACUGCAGUGGUAAAUUGGUGCCUCAUGGGUUGCAGGUGUACAACUGGAUGUCACUGUUGUAAGUUUUAAAAUGUCGCACAUGUAAGAAGAAAUACAGAAUCUACAUGUACAGGCACCUGUGUCACCAGCUGACGUUUCAAUCCCACAUCUGAAUUUUGAUUUUGGAAUUUGGGGGCUGUCUUGGAGUGGUAUGACUUGUCUGCGGACUUAGUUGGACUGAUGUAAAAUGGAUGUUUCUACCAUGCUGAUGGACAUGAGGGCACCAGUAGCCUGAUAUGGUCACCCCGAUGUUGGAUGACAAACUCCAAUCAGCAGUAGGGGGUAGAGAGGAAGGAGCCGCCCGGUCCCGAAAUGUCUGAGCUCAUUCUCGCCGCCAAGCGAGGGCUGUACCACCGUGUCUUGGCCGAGGUCAGGGAAGGUGCCUCCAUCGAUGCCACGGACAACGAGGAUGCAACCCCUCUGUACUGGGCAGCUUGUGGUGGACACUCUGAGAUCUGCAGGCUACUUCUUAGCAAAGGAGCAGACACCAACUUGGCUGUUCAGUGGGGGUCAACUCCCCUCCAUGCUGCAGCAGACAGAGGUCACACUGAUUGUAUCAAGUACCUCCUCAGAUAUGGUGCUGACAUCAACGCCCAGAACAACAAUGGCGACACGCCACUUCAUCUGGCCUCGUUCCGAGGCCACAAAGAGGCCUGCGUCAUCCUGGUAUCUCAUGGUGCUGAUCCCACCAUCCUCAACAACCACGGCAAGACGUCACACCAAGAAGCCCAAGGGGCACAGCACAAGGACAUCACCAAGAUCUUCACGGAAAAGAAAUCUGCUUAUCGAGCCUCGUCAUACCCACUUACAUUACCAGCAAGCAAGGAUGUUGCGACAACGAGACAAAGACUACGCGCGAGCGAUAGUGAUGAUUCGCUGCUACGGGCAAAGAAGACAAGCCUAAGAAAGAAUCUCCUCGCCUCAUCUCUGGAAAAGCAAGUAGAAAGGCGAGAAAGACCGGGAACCAAGCUAAUUCCGUGUAAUCUCAAUCGGCUCUCUGAUGAUCCAGGGAGCUCGCCAGCCUACCAUCACCACCACAGGCCGUUCUCGGACCCAACCCCUUCCCUACUUGGAGGCCCGCUAAACAUUGAGGAGUUCUCUGACCCAGCCAAGUUAAACAACAUCAUGUCAGAUGAAACAGAUUUCCAUCGAAGGCAGGAAGAGACUGAGCGGGAUCAUUACAUCGCGGCCAUUGACAGCCUCCAACUUAAGGUGGCAUUGCUGACUUCGCAAAAGGAAGCCCUGGAGAUGCAGCUUCGUGAGGGUGGCGGAAGCCCAAGCCAGGAGCUGAUCCGAAAGGAGUUAGAACAGAAACUUAGUGGAAUGACAAAAGAACUUGAGAAGCAACAUCUAGAAAGGAGAGCAUCAGAUGCUCGUAGUCGCCAACUGGCAAUGGAACUCUUUCGAUUAAAACAUUCAAAGCAGGGAUAUCAGAAAAGACCUUCUCUGGGUGACUUGCCAACCUGUUCAUCCUCAGAUACGUCUGUAGGAACAGAGAGCUUGAUCUCGGAGUACAAAAGCUUAUGUCGGAUGAAGCAGAACUCAGAAGGAUCGUUGACAAAGAGUAUUUGUUCCUACCUCCAAAAACCUUACCUAUGUCAGGACUCUAGUCUUCAGCACGUCUUUGCACUGAUGCAGGAAGGCAAGGCUGCCAUUCAGAUCCUGAAGACUUCCACCACUAACAGGCUGUGCUCGAUACGAUCAAGCCUGAAUGAACUGAAGGAAGAGUUAUCAAUUGACAAGGCUGGGAAGCAGUGGACUUUAGAGGAAGACUAUAAGGUUAUGGAUGGAAGGCCUGUUGACAGAGAGUUGAGGCAGUCUGAAGAUGGUUUGAUUGCUCAAAUGUGUGUUCGGGUCCUGUACAAGGAUCAAACAUACAUCAUGAAGGUGUUAAUGAGCCACAGACGGUCACCUAAACCACUAAUCCACCAGUGUACAGCAGACUCCCUAGGAGCUGAAUUCAGUGUUCUGGAGUCUUUAUGCGAUGCCCCUCACCCUCACAUCACAAGAAUAUGCCACCACUUCGAUGUUCCAACCUCUGAAUUGCGCAGUAUCUUUGAUGUUUCAUCGUUUCUGGACAGUGCCAGCUUUGGACCAUUGUCAGACAGGACUGCUAUGGUCAUCUUUCCAGAUUACUGUACAACUCUAGACCACUUGGUUUCAUCACUUGGUGUUGAUCACUCCUUGACCUCGUCCAGAUCUAUUCACAAUUCAUACGAGGCGUUUGUGCUACGACUGUUGCUGCAGCUCUUGAAAGCCUUAUCACACCUGCAGACCAAUGGCAUAGCUCACAGGGAUAUCAAUGCCAAAGCUGUCGUCAUCGACUGGAACAUGAAGUUGGUGCUCGGCGAGUUUGGGCAUGCAAGAAAGUUGAGAAAUGACGAAGGACAAGGAAUACCGUUCGUUGAGAAAAGCCAGAUCAGUGCUGGUAACCCCCUCGCUUGGUCUCCUGAGCUGCUGCAGUACUCUGUCAACGGACCACCAAAAUCGUGGCAGAAAGUUUUGACCCUCACAGAUGUGUAUGAAAGUUCAGAUAUGUACAGUGCUGCUGCCAUGCUAUGUAGCCUCUUCACUAAGCUGCCAAUGGAGGAGUCCACACAACAACCUGACAUGACAGCAAAGUCAUUACCUCAAAUUUCAUACCAGCCUCCUGGGUUUCUAUCCAGCGAAGUAAAGGCUCUGUUUGAGCGUCUUCUGAGAGAGAACCCAGCAGAGAGACCUACUUUGCAGGAGGCAACUUUGAGGACUGCUAUGUUGCUGUAUGGCCCAAGACUGUCUGCUGUCAACUCAGUUCAAGAUGUGGAUGCCUGGGUGCAAGCACAGGACAUCAGGAUGCUUGCAACACCUCCUCUACUUAACACAAGAGAACUGGAUGAGCUUGCAAGACGUCUUGACUGGGAGCUUUGCCAUGAUUACCUCCACUCCGUGUCAACCAGUGAGCUGUGGCAACUUUGUAAUGACCCACUAGUAGGAUGAAGAUCUUCAUCAUAGUCAUCAGUUGACAAGUUGCUUUUUGUUGUGACUCAGCAGGGGGCAUGCGCGGAUAGCUCUCUCCUUACAGCUGUUCAGAGAGUUAUUUUGCUAGGUGGGAGGCACGCAUGAAAGACACAUCACUUCUCCAGGUCACUUGAGUGAGUUACAAGGAUAGUGUGCCUGAAAGACUCACACUCCUAAGACCAGCAUUUCUUGUCAGGGAAGAUAUUUCAGGAAAUGUAAAAUCUAUCCUCCUAAAGCCUGUAAAAUCCAACACAUGGUUGUGCAUAGGUGAAGUGGGUGAAGAAGUGUUCAGGCCUGUUACUGUCACUUUACACAGGGCUAAGAUGUCCACAUUUUAGGAGGUUCAAAGAUAUGCUACAUAGAAUUUGGAUGCUGUACUUGAUGGAUUUUGCAAGAACUCACAAAGUACCCAGCAAAAAUGCCCACAAAGUUUGGGAUAGAAGGGUCACCCUGCUGUCAAUUGCCAGCAAUAUUUCCACAACUAGGCAAUGAAAAUCCAAAAUUUAUCCCAGUCCGCCCCGAGCUGAAAGGCACCUUCAAUCGGCAAAAAGAAAAACGAGUGGUUACAAGCAUGUAAGCAAAGACCAUACAUGCCAGAGUAACUUAGUCACGCGUACUCAGCGUGCUCUGCCUCAUGGGCGCCUAUGCCGGGUGAGUACCCAAAAAACACGCCCUCUUUUGUUCUGCUCGGAGCGGAUAGAAUGAACAUCUUACCAAAAAUCUGAGUGUGAAUUGUAGGGUUGAGGGAUACCCAGAAGUUACACAGUAUGCAAUUUGGCAGGCAUGCUCUUCAAGGAAAGCCUGUGGGGAAAAAAAAACAUAGACCCGAUUUCUGCUUAACAGCAGAAAAGUCUGGCUUACCCUAGCAGAAAAAUUUGCUAACCUUAAGCACUAUUUUAUGGUGGUGCUUGGCCAGGUUGUGCUUACGAUUGUGCUCACAUAAAGAUUUCCAUUGUUUUGUCACUAUGUUAAGCAAAUAUUUCCUCCAAAGUAAGCAAUGCCUUUUGCCAUGCUUACUGCCUCCAUGAAAUACACAUAGCCUCUGUUUACUGUAAAACUGUGUGCUUAGCAGCGCCAUGGAAUUGGGCCAUGGUUACUCCUUCAGAUCGGGUGCUGCUGUUCUCUUGACAUUACCACACUCUUCUAUGUCCAUACAUGGCAGCUACAUGUAAUCUAAAUACGUACUCCUUACAUGUGCAAGAGAUGCACCACUGCAGCAAUGAGGUGUCUGAGUUGGAUCACUUCAUCAGCUGUUGCGCCUAACUUUUCUGUAAAUAACUUCUAAAUUGUAGUGGAGCUUUGUCACAUGUGCGUGCUUGCUACUACCAUUUGCAGUGUAGGUAGUUGCUUGAUAUGUAGGUAUGCUUGGGGGAGGAAAGUGGGAAAAGGGCAGACUUUUGAUAUACCUCAAAAAAUGAGGGUUACUGCAUGUCACUAGUAGCCCUAAGCCUCAAGAUUUAGUAAACAUUUAUAUCUUUUGUAAGAUUUAGCAUGAUUGCAAGGAUAGCAUAAAAUGCUGGUUGCAUGUUUAAGGUUAUCCUGUUUAUAGUUAAAUUGAUGUUAAUUAAAUCAAUAAUAAAUAUUACAUUCUCCAUAGCUUUCAGAAAUAACGGCAAGUAGUUAGCUUUUAUAUUAAUUUGCAAGAAUAAAUAAUGUACAUGUAUGUAAGUAUUGCCAAUAUGCAUUAACUUUUAAGUGAUUUUACUUACAUCUAAAAGUUUUUACUCAGUUCUGAUGAAAUUCAUCAAGCCUAAUAAUCUCAGAGUAGACCUAUUCUGUAUUUCACAGAAUAUUGUUUCUUGUGCCAUGUGAUGCAGAGUCUGGAGGAAAAUGGCAAACUGCUGAAUAGAUGUUCAGGGUGAACAGAGGAAAUUGGCAAGGGAGGUUUGAAUCUAAACACUGAAAAGCCGUAGGGUCCAUAGCAAAACUGAUAGGGCUCCUCCUCAAAGAUUAGAGUAUAAAUAAUAGGCGGAAAAUAAGAGGUGCACAACUGAAGGCGCUUCCGUUUCAUCAAUGGUCCUAUGAAGGGGCGAACUGCGUGCACAAUGUUGGAAUGCCUUUGUCUUCACACAAGCAUGCUAUCUUUUGUCAUGACAAAAGUUUUCCAACAUUAACACAGAGUCAACCAAUAUUGCACAACGUGGCAAACUACCAGUGAGUGUGGGUUGAAUUUAUACUUUGACAAAAGUGAAAUCGUAAAACUAUUUGAUGAGUCAGAGCUCUUUUCCUUCAGACUUUCUGGCAGAAUAUAUGUAUGCUGUAACAGCGUUUUGGUUGUAUAUACAGUAAAAUAGCUGUUCGGCUAAAGUUUUUUCAUGUUUAAUUUUGUAAAAUAUCUAGUUACAAAUUUAAUAUAUUUUUAGCAUCUUUCAUCUGAUUAAUGAAUGCACCUCAUGAUUGUAAAAACAGAAAAAUUUUAAUUUUGAUUUAUACCUAAGACUGACAAGGAAGACUUGUUUCAGGCAAAGGCAUGCUUAGAUCUUGUAUAUGUUUUUCUCAAUAACUUUGUGAAGCUAAUUCCAUCUACAAACAUAAAAUAAAUUGCACUUUAACAAAGAGCUUUUUGCAAAAGAAUUAUACUUAUUUGUAAACAAUAGAUAUAAUGUUUUUCUAUGGUUGUAUUGGCUGUAAUAUGAUAACUUACCUAUGAUGUUCUAGGUAUUGUACAAAAUUUGUCAUUCAGUGUUUGUGUUACUGGUAUAAAGUGUCACAUCUCUUUACUUUUUUUUCAGUGUUCACCGUGGGUCAUUUUUGCAGUAAAUGCACUCACAUUUUUAAUGGAAGUUGUCAGAUUUGAGACAAGAAGUGCUUGGAAGUACAGGUUAAAGUGGCAAAAUUUUGAUGUAUAUUCUUUGUUUAAAAGACUGUUAAUUAAAAAAGGACUUUAGUUGUCCAAUGAAGUAACUCUGAUUUAGUAUUAAAUAUAAUUAAUAGGUGUGACAGUCAGUCAUAAGAUGUAAAGUUCCUUGGUGCCAUGCCUUGUUGCAGCAAUAUAUAACUAGAAGUAACUCAUGUCACAGGAUAGUCAUGGUUACAUAAGCAUUGUUGCAAAGGUAAAACAGCACUUCUAGUGCUUAAAGUAAAGAAAUCUGUAAAAAAAAAUACGGAAUGCUUGUGGCCUAAGUUCAUUUUUGUUAUCUUAGAACUGGUAUGCACGCCAAUUAAUGCACUGUGAAAGAAAAGAAUAAAUGGAUCAAGAGAAAUUAA